UCGAUAUCUUCGCGGUCACACUGCCCACUAUUCCGCAAAAACAGAAAAAAAUAAAAAAAACUUUUCCGUGAGAUUUGUUCGCACAAAUUGUGAAAAAUACAAUCGAUUGAAAGCGCGCUGCAAUCUCGUUCGUCCCCCCCAUAUGUUUCGGAGUGUGCGGCAGGCAUAAAUGCCACAACAAACGCAAAGUUAAAGUUUCGCACGCGAAGAAGAAGAACAGAACGGACAGCAGCAGCUAUAAUUGUAGAUGUCUUAUUGUUGUUGUUGUUUCUGUUGUACCUGCCCCGACUCUCGCCAUGACGCGGAGAUGAUGCUGCUGCUGGGGCAACACUGAGGCAAGGCAAGGCAAAGUAAAAGUGGUGGAAAUGUGUGUGCAACAAACAACUACGCUGCAGUCGAUGAUGCAGAUGGCGACGUCCCAGCCCCAUUGAUAUCGGGCGCGGGGUGGGGAGCAUUUACUUACAUAGGUGGAAAACUAACUAUCGCCCAGAACUCGUGCGUGCCACAAAAUUGCGCCAAUAAGCAAAAGAGAGGCGAACGCAAACGCAAACAUCGUUUGCUUUAUUGCAUUCCUCGCUCGCACUCACACAUACACAGAAACAAUCACCAAGCAGAGCAGCAGCACUCACGCACACUGGCCAACUCUCAUCCAGCAAACACACGCGCACGCACAUGCCCAUAUGUAUGUGUUCGUGUGUGUACAUGCUGCAGCAACAGAGAUUUUGUCCGCUACUCUCCCAUACACACAUGCAUUUACGCAGCAAAACGCAGCACAACAAAACUACCACCACCACCACCUCGUAUUCUCCUCCGCAAAUGUUUUGCUUGAGUGAGAAUCGAAGAAAUUGAAUCGUUGAACGUCGAACCUCCAGGCCACAACAGGAAGAGGCACAAGGAAGAGUCAGAGACAGAGCAGCAGUCCCUGAAGCCCGCCAAGAUGUCGCGCUGGGGCAAAAACAUCGUCGUGCCGCUGGACUCGCUCUGCAAGGAGAAGGAGAACACCAACCGGCCGACAGUGGCCCGUUCCGUGGGCACCGUGGGCAAAUGGGGCAAAAUGGGCUUCACCUCGACCCGCACCUACACACUCUCCGCCCUCCAUCCGAUGGCAGCGGCGGCGGCAGCUGCCGCAGCAGCCGCCAGUCCCGCCCAAAGCCCAGCCUCCACCCACGACCAUGAUCCGAACGAUCUGUCGGUGUCGGUGCCGGAGCCGCCAAAGCCCAAGAAGUUCUUCAAGUCACGAAACGCAGCGCCGCCCGAGGUGAUUGCCCAAAUCAUCCAGCAGAUGCCGCACUGCGUCGCCACAUCGCCGAUGCGGGAUCAGCACGCGACGCCCGCCGCCGCCCACGAGACCCUCAAGCAGAAGCUGGCCAAAGGCAACUCCGCAGAGCGGAAGCGCAAGUCUCCCAAGAAGAAGGCGGCCACAGCCGCAGCCGCAGCUACGCCGGUGACGCCCUCGACGCCAGGUGCGUUCGGCCUCGAUCGAGAUGACCUGGAUGCCGGCUCGGCCGCGGAGCAUCUGGAGAGUGGCGACGAGCCCCGUUCCAGCAAGAAGAAGCCAAGGGCCAAGGAGGAGAAGAAGCUGAAGCCGGAGGCGCCGCCAUCGCGCAUACUGGGCCGUGCCCGCAAGGCGGUCAACUACCGCGAGGUGGACGAGGACGAUCGCUAUCCCACGCCCACCAAGGAUCUAAUCAUUUCCAAGUCGCGCACCCCAACGGAAACGGUCACAUCAGCAACGGCAACGGCAGCGGCAGCGGCAUUGGGUGCCAACUCCACGGAAGCCAUCAGCUCGACAGCAGCCGGCAGCAGUCCAGAUUCUGGUCCAGCGCUCCCGCCUCCCACAACGGUGCCCAGUGCGGCGGCAGCGGCCGUCGUGGCUGCCGCGACAGCGCUGCCGCUGUCCACAUCCGCCUCCGCCACAAAUCCCACAAGUGCAUCCCGCACGCCGGAGCAUCCGCCCAUUGUGCUGCGCAUUUCCAAGGGCACUUCGCGUUUGGUUAGCACGGACAGCGAGGAGCCGCCCAGCAGUUCGCCAGCGCAUCAGCAGUACCACCAGCAGCACCAGCAGCAGCAGCAGCAACAGCUCCUCCAGCAGCAUCAGCAGCAUCACCUUCAGUACCAGAACCAGAGCCAGCAGCAGCAGCACCUGGAGGAGCCAUUUGGUGGAGGAGGGGCAGAGACUGGAGGCGCAUUGGAGGAUAGAAGAGACGAAGAGAGAGAAAAAGUUCCUGCAGUUACGCCAAAAAUUAUUGUGAAGCCUCUGCGAGCGCCUGGCGCAGAGGGAACGAGUGCCGAGGAGCCAGAGGAGCCCGAGGAGGACGCCGACGAGGAGGAAGAGGAGGAGGAGGAGGAAGAGCCGCCCGAGAUUAACUAUUGCACAGUGAAAAUAUCGCCGGACAAGCCACCGAAGGAGCGCCUGAAGCUGAUCAUCAAGACGGACGUGAUCCGCAACGCCAUUGCCAAGGCAGCAGCAGCGGCGGCAGCCAAAGCCGCUGGCGAGGAGACGCGCAGCGAAAAGAAGUCCAAGAGCAAGAAGCACAAGCACCUCAAGCACGCACAGCUGGCGGAGCAGCAGCAGCAGCAGCAGCAGCUGACAAGCAGCGGUGGAGCAGUGCCCACUGCGACGGCAGUCGUCACGGCCACGGCCACGGUCACAGCGGAGGCAAAUUCCGAGUUUAAGACGCCGUCACCCCACCUGGCACUCAACGAGCAGCAGCAGCAGCAGCAACAGCAGCAGCAGCAGCCACGACAACUGAUUUCACCCACGACCCGGUCGGAUCACGACUUCGAUUCGCAGUCCUCGGUGCUGGGCAGCAUCUCGUCGAAGGGCAACAGCACGCCGCUGCUGCUGGCGCAGGCCGUGCAGGAGGACAGCUGCGUCAUACGCAGCCGCGGGUCGAGUGUGAUCACGAGCGACCUGGAGUCCAGCCAGCACUCGUCGCUGGUGGCGCCACCCUCGGACAUUGAGUCGCGCCUGGAGUCCAUGAUGAUGACCAUCGACGGGGGCUCGGCGGCAGCUGGCACGACGGUGUCGGACGUUGCACCGGGACCGCUGCAGGAGGAUAUUCUGGCCGUGCUGCGCGGCGAUGUGACACGGGUGAAUGGUGCGGGCGAGGAGCCAGCAGCGGCAGCGGCAGCGGUGGAGCAGGAGGAGCAGGAGCCUCAGCCGCCCAAGCGCACGACGCGCGGCAGGGGCAGGAAGGCCAACAACAAUGUGGAUGCGGCACCAGCGGUGGCAGUGGCCGAAACUCGAACACGGGGCAGGGCCAAGGCAGCGGAGGCCACGACAUCUCCCGCGGCUGUGGCUGCGCCUGCGCCUGCCCCUGCCCCUGCGGCUGUGCCCAAGCGUGCCACACGCGGCACUCGCGGCGCCAAGAAGGCGGAACUGGAGAUGGAAAUGGAGGUGGAGUCGGGCAACGAUCCGGAGGAGGCCGCCGCAGCAGCGGCGACUGCCACAGCGUUGCCGCGCCGCGGCCGCAAUGCUGCCGCCCGUGCCAACAACAACAAUUUGGCCAGCAUCAACAACAACAUCAACAAAAUAGCCGCCAGCCUGUCGGCCAAGGCGGAGGCCAGUCGCCUGGCGGAGGGCGGCCCGGCACCGGCUGCCCGCAGCUACGGCCGCAAGCGAAAGAAUCAGCAGGUGACGCAGCUGGUGACGCAGCUGGUGCCGCAGGAAGCGAGCACGGAGAAUGCUCCAGCCGCAGCUCCAGCCGGGAAUGAGGAGGAGGAGGAUGAACAGCCAACGCCCGCCAAAAUGCCACACACCCAGCACGAGCCCGAGGCAGAGGCCGAGGCCGAGGCGGAGGCGGAGGCUGAUGAGGAUGCCGCUGCGGAUCACGACAACGAGCCGGACCCGGAUCCAGACCUCGACGAGGCCGAGGACUCAAAUUCGAACUCGAACCACUCCUCGCUGCAGCACGACGGCUCCUCGUCGUCGCCCCCGCCGCGCGACUUCAAGUUCAAGGAUAAAUUCAAGCGCACCCUCACCCUCGACACGCAAGCAGCCGCCGCAGCAGCAGAAGCGGAGGCGGAGGCAGCAGCCCCAGCGGCAGGAGCGGCAACAGCAACAGCAACAGAGGGAAAUGCCACCUCGACGGUGGCAGCACCAGCGCCACCGCCGCCGGCAGAAGCCGAGCCACGGGGCGCCGUGAAGCUGGUCAUCUCGAAGAAGAAGGGCAGCAUCUUCAAGAGCCGCGCCCUGGUGCCCUCCGACCAGGCGGAGCAGGCGUCGGUGGCCAAGCGGCACCUGUACAAGCACAGCUGGGACGCCGCACUCGAGGCGAAUGGCGGCGGCACGGGCAGCGAUGCCAGCAAUGCCUCGGCGCCCGGCGGCGUCUCCUCCACGGGCGGCAAGGACCACAUGCUGCACAUGCACCUGCUGGCCACCAAGUCGGACGGCGACUUCUGCGACAGUCCCUCCUCCAACAACAACACGAGCAGCGGCAGCUGCUCCUCCUCCACGCUGCGCGACGACAGUCCGGCCCUGGGCCUGGGCCUGGGUCUGGGCAAGGUCUCGCGCAGCACGGCCAAGCAGGUCAGCCUGCCCGUGGCCCACACCAUGGUCGAGGGCUUUGACAUGAAUGCCGCGGAGGUGGAGGAGCUCGGACUGGAGCGGGUUGUGGGCCUGAGCAGUGUGGGAAAUCUAGUCGGCAGCAGCAGCGGCGGCGGCGGAGGCGGAGGAGCCGCUGGCAGCGGCAGUGGCAGUGGCAGCGGCGGCGGCAGCGGCGCUCCCCUGCGGGUGGAUCGCAAGACCAAGGAGUACUACACGGUGGUGCGGAAUGUGAAGACCGCCCAUCAGAUCCAGGAGAUUGGCGAGUACCAGGAGAUGGACGACGACGUGGAGUACAUACUCGACGCCCUGCAGCCGCACAAUCCGCCAGCGACGCGCUGCCUCUCCGCCCUGCAGCUGGCCACCAAGUGCAUGAUGCCCGCGUUCCGGAUGCACGUCCGCGCCCACGGCGUGGUCACAAAGUUCUUCAAGGCCCUGUCCGAUGCCAACCGAGACCUCAGCCUGGGUCUGUGCACCUCGGCCAUAAUGUACAUUCUGUCGCAGGAGGGACUCAACAUGGACCUGGAUCGCGACUCGCUGGAGCUGAUGAUCAAUCUGCUGGAGGCGGACGGUGUGGGCGUGGCGGGAGCUGCCCCCUCCGACCAGCGUGCCAACUACGAGCGCAACAAGCAGAAGGUGCGCGAGCUGUGCGAGGAGAUCAAGGCGCAGGGCAAGGGCACACAUCUGAAUGUCGAGUCCAUCACGGUGGGCACCCUGGCCAUGGAGACGCUGCUCUCGCUGACCUCCAAGCGGGCUGGGGAGUGGUUCAAGGAGGAUCUGCGCAAGCUCGGCGGCCUCGAGCACAUCAUCAAGACCAUAUCGGACUUCUGUCGUCCCAUAAUUGCCUGCGACAUGGACAUGGAGCGGCAGAUCACGUGGGUGCCCGUCCUGCUGGACAACAUGCAGACGGUGGCCCGCUGCCUGCGCGUCCUCGAGAACGUCACGCAGCACAACGAGGCGAACCAGCGCUACAUGCUAACCUUCUCGAAGGGCCGGGCCGUGGACACGCUCUGCCUGCUGUACCGCCUGUGCAGCCGCCAAUUGGUCUUGCAUCCGUCCACCACGGAGCUGGCCACGGGCAGCAACAGCCGCAAGGAGCAUCCGGGCGUGGCCAUGCGCGAGCUGCUCAUCAAUGUGAUGAAGGUGCUGAUCAGCCUGACGCACACCUUCAACGAGGCACAUCCCUCGCUGGGCGCCGAUCUGCUGGGCAAGCGCGGAGACGUGAUCGAGACGAGCUUCCAGCUGCUGCUGCUCUCAAGCAAUUACAUUCCGGACAAUUGUGUCUUCGAGCUGAGCAUUUUGGUGCUCACGCUGCUGAUCAAUCUGUGCAUGUACACGCCGCGCAACCGCACCCAUUUGAUGGAGGCCUUUGCACCAGCCGAAUAUGUGGCGGAGACGCCGCCGGUGCAGGGCAGAGUCAGUGCACUUCAGGCGCUCAUCGAGUACUUCUACAAGUGCGAGGAGCUGGCCAGAUUGGUGGAGAAGAACACGGACGCCUUCCUGGAGAGCAACGAGACGGGCAAGAAGAAACAGGAGGAAGUCGAGGAGACAGUCAACAAUCUGCUUCAACGCGCUGGCCAUCACAUGGAGCACACGCUCAAGGGCAGCUACGCGGCCAUUCUGGUGGGCAACCUUAUCACCGACAACGAGCUGUACGAGGCCAUAGUGCGGCGACAGCUGCGCGGUCACAGCUUCCGCGAGGUUGUCGGCGUGCUGGAGAAAUAUCACACCUUCAUGAAUCUUACGUCCAGCCUGGAGGCCGCUGUUGUGUCUCACAUGAAGUCCACGAAGCGCAUCAUCGACAACUUCAAGAAGCGCGACUACAUCUACGAGCAUGCGGACGAGCUGGAUGAUGGUUUGCCGCUCAAUCUGGAGACCACAGCGCAGGAUCAUCAGGAUGAGCUGGCGGCGGGCAUCAGUGGGGACACGACCACGUCCUCCUCCACCUCCUCGUCGCCGACAUCGUCGACGCGUGUGCCGCGCGUCUACAAGACAUACAGCAGCCACAGAUAAUCGCUGUAAACGGAAGAGGACUACCAGGAGGAGGAGGGGCCCGCCACCAAAAUGUAAUUCGUGUUUGUGUGUUUGUACUCGUGUGUGUGUGUGUGUGUGCACUUGGCUUUGGAUCAGCUCCAUUAUAUAUAGAUGCAUAAUAUAUAUGUAUAGCUGUUUAUGUGUAUAUGGAUAGGUACAUAAGGUUAGCAAAAAGUGUGAAUAUUCGUUUAUUCGUUUGUAUUAACCCCAAAAAGUGAUAGCAAACUCUUGAGCAUGGUCAGCGUUGAAACUACAAGCCGCAAGAAAACAGAAACAAAACCCUAAACCCGAGUGGUAACGGUAAACCUAACUGGCAUUGAUACCGCACCGGAACACGAGCCGGAACUGGAGCACGAACCGGAACCGAAACCGAACCCGAACAAGAACAACACAAAGAUCCAAAUCCACUACUGAUAUGUGUACGUUAUAUAGUCAUAAGCAAUAUUAGCCUAAACUAAACAAACAAAAACAAAAACAAAAAACGAUAAACGAAAACCUACUGCUUACCGAAAGAACAUGUAAAUAUUGUUUAAUCAGCGAUUUUAUGCGAGUGCGUUUUUGGUUUUAAUUUCUAACGUGUCUGUGCAUGUGUGUGUUGUGUGUGUGUGUGUGUUUACUUUUUUUUUACCUAUUCGUACUCUUAAUUAUACAGUAGAUAUA
This is a messenger RNA of Drosophila subobscura, 7240 nucleotides long. RefSeq names its product protein wings apart-like (gene wapl). NCBI's taxonomy places the organism in Eukaryota, Metazoa, Arthropoda, Insecta, Diptera, Drosophilidae. The record is from RefSeq and is a predicted model, not a curated record. The transcript has 8 exons. Gene Ontology annotation, biological process: regulation of chromosome condensation. Bases 938 to 6559 code for a protein of 1873 amino acids.